AUGCCAAAUGAAGUCACUUACUUUGUUCAAAUAACAGAUCCUGACAGCGCCUACAACGUUGGUACUUUGAGCUUAAAGGAGUCAUUCAACUUCCGAAAUCUUUUCAAAGGGACUCUACGAACCAACAACCUUGAUAUUGAAAUUGCUAAAAUUGGUCCAUCUCUAUCCAACCUUGCCGAGUGGAGUGGCUACCAGGUUGUAAGAGAUGGGGAAAUGACUCAAUUCAUUAAACUCAUGAGUUCAAGCUCGCUGAUGUUCCGCAGUGUGAGCAUCACUGGUCGUGCCGACAAAGUGACCGACAACGUCGACAAUGACGUUUCUAGACGUCAAGGGUGGGAAUACAUUAAAGCAUUUGCCACCCAGACGGAGGACCUACGACUUCAAGAUCUUAACGAGUGGGAUCUUCAUAAUUUCGGCAAGGAAGCUCACAAUUUUGGCCGUAGCCAAUUUUCAAAAACAAUGCCAACCAACGUUUCCAAUCUGAAGACUGACAUUAGUCCAGAGGACCUCAUUGCCUCUCGUGUUCAUCUACCUCUGGGACUUGGCAAUCUCGUGGUGCCAAGGGACACACGCAGCCCAGUCAAAAACAAUGCAAGGGUUGUGUCGAGUAAACGGAAGUCGCUGUUUCCUUUUGCCUCUCCACUGAAGGACGACGAAGUCCACAUCGGUCAAGAAUUCUUGGAGUCGGCUUCCAGUUUUGCAGCCAGGCAUAUUGAUAACGACGGUGACACCCAAACGGGGCUCGAUCAUCUUGCUAGGGUUGUGACUGAUCAACUUGUCAUUGCUGCUGGAAGCGUUGCGUCUCUUUAUUACGACAACAUCUCCACCGAAGUGAAUCAUGACAAAAAAACGGGACUUGAUUCACACCAGGUCUUUCUUCGCCGUAGUCGACUUGCGUCAGGUGUAAAAAAGGAUGUCCAGCGCCAUGUUGGAGACGUUUAUUCCUACGGUGUUUCGGAGGGGAAAAAUCGAGGCGCACACGCCAUUGGAAUUAUUUUGGGAAAGGAUCCGAAGGAUGCCUGUGUUUUCAAAUUCGGAUCUGCAGCGCAAACAUCCCUACAAUCAAGAGAACCAACUGGUCGACUCGUUCAGGUAAAGGUUGAGUCAAAAGACCAGAGACAAUCUAAAAUAUUGACAUUGUUAUCUUUGGUACGCGAAAGUUGGAAGAUUGUGGAGGAUCAGGUUGGCGCCAUGGUUACCUUUCAGCUGAGAAAAGUAUUUUCUACAAACCAUGGUGACAGUAUGAAUGAAGAAACCGCAGAGGCGGAUCACCUGAGUGACCUGUGUGAUAGUGUGAUGGAUGCGAUGCAGUUAACUUUCAGAAUUGGCAAAAUCGACGGCUACCAGUCGGCGCAAGAGAAGUUCAAGUCCAGCAAUGGUCUUUCAUGCAACAAAUGGAUCUAUUCAUUUGUUUCUUCCAAAUCUGAAGAGGCUAUCCGUGUGACUAGAUAUGGCAAGAACUUGAACAAGCGCAAUGAACAAUGUGCUAACGGUCACGAUGAGGACAACUGGCAGUUUGGUACGGCACAAUUCGGUGCUCCGAUCGACAUGGACAGUGAUGAACCAUACUAUGUCCCUGGAACAAAGCGUCAAAAGUAUUUCAAAUCGUAA
Messenger RNA from Cylindrotheca closterium, 1611 nucleotides. NCBI's taxonomy places the organism in Eukaryota, Bacillariophyta, Bacillariophyceae, Bacillariales, Bacillariaceae. The record is from the annotation of a GenBank genome assembly.